CGGAAAUGCCUUUGGAAACCGAGCGCAGGUGUGUGUGCGCGCGCGGGUGGGGCUCUGCACUCGUGCCUUCGAGCAACAGGGUAAAACAGGAUUUUAGAAACCGAGAACGUGAACUUUGACACGGUGUCUGAGAAUCCGCUGGGGAGAGAGAGAGAGAGUUCAGCCGCCGAGCACCGAGUGUUUCUUGAAGCGCGCGCAGGAACCGGAGGAGAACCGAGCAGCAGGAGAGGGACAUGAGUUCCACAGAGCGAGAGCAGGAUCAGGGGAGGGACAGGUCCCAGAAAGGAGACAAGGAUCAGGGUUGGAUCCCGAAGGUGAUAAAGAGGAGGGAGUGCACAGCGUUUGUGGAGGAUCCUCUCAGUAAUGAGGAUCAGUGUCAGUGUGGUGGUGCUCGGAGUCUUCAUGGUUCUGUAGCUACAGGUGAUUAUUUCAGCUCUGCUAUUGUGACUCAGUGGGACUCAUCCAAACACACAUCCGAAAGUCCAACCGAUGCUUUCGGAGAACUCAAGUUUGACGGCAUCGCUCACAGACACAGUCAUUUCCUGCGUUUGUCCUGUGACACUCCCGCGCAGCUCGUCUACGCCAUUCUGACUCAGCACUGGUGUCUGCCGUCUCCCAACCUGGUGGUGUCUGUGGUGGGGGGCGGCAGCCAGGAGAAGGUCCGGAGCUGGGUACGAGAGGUGGUGAGACAGGGGCUGGUGCGAGCUGCACAGAGCACAGGUGCCUGGAUCGUGACCAGCGGGCUGAGGGAGGGCGUGAGCCGCUGUGUCGGUGAGGCUGUGAGGGAUCACAGUGCUGCGGCUGCAUCCCAAUCCAAAGUGGUAGCUCUGGGCGUGGCCCCCUGGGGACUGGUGGACAACCGCCAACAACUCGUCAACGCAGAGGGAAGUUUCCCCGCCAGUUAUUUAGCUCAGAACUUGUCGCAGAACUCGUGUUCCCUGGACAGUAACUAUCAGACCUUCCUCCUGGUGGAUGAUGGGAGCAUCGGCCGCCGAGGAGGAGAGACGAACUUCAUCACCAACCUGGAGAAAUUCAUCUCUCAUCAGCGCACUGGCAUCUGGGGCAGCGGCAGUAUCGAGAUCCCUGUGCUGUGUGUGCUGAUUUCAGGCAAUGAGUCUGUGCUGAAGAGGAUGGACAUGUCUCUGAAGAAGGCCACGCCCUGGUUGGUGUUGAAGGGCUCGGGCCCUGCGGUGGAUAUGAUCUCGGAGCUGCUGAGCGAAUUGAGCCCGCUGGCGUCCCCUGCGGAUUGGGAGGGCAGAGACAGCCCCAGCACUGAGCUCAGAGACCGAGUGCGGGAGCUCGUCAAGAGAUAUUUCCCCUCAGGGACAAACCUGGAGAAGCUGGUGGACCAGGUUCUGAGCAUCUAUCAGAACAGGUCUCUGAUCACGGUGUUCCACGGAGAACAGGACAGUCCAGAUGAUUUCGAAACGGUCAUGCUGAGAGCCCUGGUGCGAGCCAGUAAGCAGGUGAGCAGUGAGUACACCGAGGAGCUGAAGUUGGCUGUGGCCUGGAACAGAGUGGACAUCGUCAAGAGUGAGCUGUUCAACGGCGACAUCGAGUGGAAGUAUGAUGAUCUGGAGGAUUCCAUGACAGACGCUCUGGUCAACAAUAAGCCUCAGUUUGUUCGUCUCUUCACGGAGAACGGUCUGAACAUUGUGGAGUAUCUGACGUAUGAGCGUUUGGAGAAGCUGUACCAGUCUCUCUCCAGCAGCACGCUGGCCUACACGCUGCUGCAGACGAGGUUGAGGGAGAGACACAGUCUGGCCUGUUCCCCCAACUUGCCCCAAGAGAACUGCAAGUGCCUGAAGAGUCCCGUGACGGGGCUGUCGAGCACCCACGGGCUCAGCCUGUUGGAGGUUUCACGGUUAUUAGGGGAGAUUUUUGGAGGCAUGUGCAAGCCAUUUUAUUUGGCCCCCCUGGGCUUAGCGCGAGGAGUGAGCACCAAAAAAGCAGCCAAGCAUGUGAAUAAGCUUCUGCAGGGUGCCUGUAUGUACCAUCAUCAGAAGGUUGCGUUCCCCUGGUCCUCUCUCUUCAUCUGGGCCGUUCUACAGAACCGCAGUGAGAUGGCCAUCUUCUUCUGGGAGAGGGUGGGGGAGCCUGUAAUGGGUGCGCUCAGUGCGUGUAAGAUCCUCCGAGAGCUGUCCAAGCUGGAGAUCGAGACAGAGAGCCAGCUGUCCAUGAAGGAGCUGGCGCAGAAGUUUGAGAACAUGGCUCAUGACAUGUUCAGCGCCUGCUACCAGAGCAACGAGGCUCGCUCCCACACGCUACUCAUUAGGAUGUCUCCAUUUUGGGGUGGAGUUACCUGUCUACAGAUGGCCACGGCAGCCGAUGCGCGACUUUUUUUCAGCCAUGAUGGUGUGCAGACGCUGCUGGCUGAGAUCUGGUGGGGAGACAUGCACAGCCGCACUGAAGUGUGGAAACACAUCAUGACCUUCUUCCUGCCUCCACUCAUCUACACCAAUCUCAUCACCUUCAGGGAGAGUAAUGCUCAUGGUGGAGAUGGAGACAACGGCAGUGAUCUCGUUUAUUCUCUUGCUGACAUCCCGCAUAUGGAGGAGGAUCUGGAGGAACACACUGCUUUAACCAGAGAUGAUGAACGGAAAAGUGCUCCUCUCCCCAAAUACCCAUACGUCAUACACCGAUGGCAACAGUUCUGGUUUGCGCCUGUCACUUCAUUUCUAGGCAACGUGAUAAUGUACUUCCUCUUCCUCCUCCUGUUCGCUUACAUCCUAUUGGUUGAAUUCAAACCUCCACCUCCUGUUGGCCCCGCCCCCAUCGAGUAUUUGUUGUACUUUUGGGUGUUUACUUUGGUCUGUGAGGAGAUUCGACAGUCGUUCGUCGGCGGUUCAGGGAGUUUUUCUCAGAGUAUGGGGUUCUACAUCCAGGACAAUUGGAACAAGUGUGACCUCACGGCCAUCAUCCUCUUCAUCCUCGGCCUUGUCUGCAGGAUGUACGAUUGGUCGUAUGAGUUCGGUCGCUCGGUGCUGUGUGUGGACUACAUGGUCUUCACUCUUCGACUCAUUCACAUCUUCGCUGUUCACAAACACCUCGGACCCAAAAUCAUCAUCGUCGGCAAAAUGGUGAAGGAUGUGUUCUUUUUCCUGUUCUUUCUGGGAGUCUGGCUCUUGGCUUACGGCGUGGCCAAUCAGGCGCUAAUCUACGCCUACGACCCUCAACCCUCCAGGGUGAUUCGCAGAAUUUUCUACAGACCGUACCUGCACAUCUUUGGGCAGAUACCACUGGAGGAAAUGGACGCUGAAAAGCAGGCAGAGAAGGGUUGCACCAUGAAUAAGACUCUGAUUGCGCAUGGAGCUGAGUCGUGUAUAAAACCUGAAGUCAACUGGCUCGUCCACAUCCUGCUGUCCAUCUACCUGCUGGUCACCAACGUCCUGCUGCUCAACCUUCUCAUCGCCAUGUUCAGCUACACGUUCAGUAAGGUACAGGAGCACAGUGAUGUUCACUGGAAGUUCCAGCGCUAUAACCUGAUAGUAGAGUACCACUCCCGCCCGUGCCUGGCUCCGCCCUUCAUCAUCAUCUCUCACCUGCUGCUCUUCAUCAAGAGAACCAUCCGGAAGAUUCCGUCUGUCAAAAUCAAACACUUCAUGUUAGAUCUGAGCGGUAAGAAUGCGAGCAGGUUGGACACGUGGGAAGCGAUCCAGAAGGAGAAUUUGCUCUUGACUCAGAGUAAGAAGCUCAGAGACAGCGACACCAAGCGACUCCAACACACGGCUGCUAAGGUGGACAACAUGCUGAAGCAGAUGGCAGAGAUUCGAGAUCAAGACCGCAGAUUGAGGACACUAGAGUCGGAGCUGGAGUACUGCUCUAGCUCCCUCUCGUGGAUAAUGGAAGAACUGGCACAGAGUGGACUUCUGAAACUCACCCGUCACCCCCCUGUCCACCAAGACUCGAUCCCCCCCACGUCUUCCACCUGAGAGAACCUCAAAUGGAGUCUCCAAACCAAAGGAGCUUCUGGGUUUCCAUUUACACAAACGCAGUUGUGCAACAGAAACGUUUCACGGACUCUCUCUUGCAUUUCAGUGUUUUUUUUUUAAUAAUGUGCACAAAAGCUGAAAAACCUCAUUGUUGCUGUUUACAUGCCAGACAGGAUCUUCCAUAUAUAUAUAUAUAUAUAUAUAUAUAUAUAUAUAUAUAUAUAUAUAAACUUGUUUAUUAUUUUUAUAGAGUUCAGUUGUCAGUUUAUGAAGCACAGUGAUUCUGGGUGUAAAGUUUUAUAAUGUGUGUGUUGUUCAGGGGAAUCUGAUUUAUGGGUCUUUUAUUAAAAUGUUCUCUCAUU
This is a messenger RNA of Neoarius graeffei (lesser salmon catfish), 4294 nucleotides long. RefSeq names its product transient receptor potential cation channel, subfamily M, member 4a (gene trpm4a). The transcript has 28 exons. The coding region runs from base 234 to 3932 and encodes 1232 amino acids. Gene Ontology annotation, biological process: calcium ion transmembrane transport. Gene Ontology annotation, cellular component: membrane. The record is from RefSeq and is a predicted model, not a curated record. Lineage: Eukaryota; Metazoa; Chordata; Actinopteri; Siluriformes; Ariidae. Gene Ontology annotation, molecular function: calcium-activated cation channel activity; ligand-gated calcium channel activity.